This is a messenger RNA of Exophiala aquamarina CBS 119918, 1593 nucleotides long. RefSeq lists its product as uncharacterized. NCBI's taxonomy places the organism in Eukaryota, Fungi, Ascomycota, Eurotiomycetes, Chaetothyriales, Herpotrichiellaceae. Gene Ontology annotation, biological process: carbohydrate transport; transmembrane transport. Gene Ontology annotation, cellular component: membrane. The record is from RefSeq and is a predicted model, not a curated record. Bases 1 to 1593 code for a protein of 530 amino acids. Gene Ontology annotation, molecular function: carbohydrate:proton symporter activity. The transcript has 3 exons.
AUGGAAGAAGGCAACACAGCCAAAACCCCUGUCACACAUCUUGAAAAUGUGCCAUCGCAGGAAACCUCAGUUGAUCCAGCCGAGAUGGGAUUGUGGCUGAACCUAAAGAAGCACCCGAAGGUGGCAGCAUACUGUUUCGCCUUGACCACUGUGAUCUUGCUUUGGGGCUAUGACAUGGGAAUGACUGGCAAUUUGGCAUCACUCCCAGAGUUCCAAAAGGUUUAUGGGGUCUGGAGGGAUGACGAAUGGAUCAUUGAGUCUCGAUGGAUGGGUGCUUGGAACGCAGGUAGCCCGAUCGGCAUCAUGCUUGGUUCACUUGCUGGCGGUGCGAUUCAAGACCGUUGGGGCCGCCGCGCCUCUCUAGGUAUUGGAAGUGUCACUUCUGUUCUUGGGGUGGCCGUUGUCUGGUGCUCACAGUAUGCAAAUGGCAGCCGACACGGAGUGUUCUUGCUGGGCAAGAUCUGUCAGGGCGUCACUAUCGGGAUCGCCGUUUGUACAGCCCAAACCUACAUGUCAGAGGUUCUCCCGCCAGCGAUUCGAGCGCCUCUCGUUGCGUUCUUUCCGGUCUUUCAACUUGUGGGCCAAUUGGUCGGCGCUGGCAUUACGUUCUCAGCAGAGGACAUAGAGGGGCCAGACUCUUAUCGCAUCUGCAUCAUCUCCGAAUUCCCGUUCUCAGCACUGCCAAUCCUCUUAUCACUGUUGAUCCCGGAGAGUCCAAUAUAUCUGGUUCGAAAGGGACGUCUGGAGGAAGCUCACAAGCAACAAAAGCGUCUCGAUAAGGCCAAUGUUGACUCGAGGGCUAAAAUCGAACGUAUCCAGGCUUUGAUCUUGCACGAGCAGGAAGCGGCCAAAUCGGAUCGCUCUAGGUAUGCCGAUUGUUUCCGAGGGACAGAUCGCCGUCGAACCGUUAUUGUCCUGUUCUCCGCUGUUCUACCGCAGCUUUUCGGCCUUCCUAUUCUCGGCGAUGGUCCAUACUUUUUGCAGAUCGCUGGCAUGGAAGCUAGCAAUAGUCUUAUCUUCCUGAUUGCUGGUUCGGUCGGCGGCUUGCUUGCAACCUUGAUUAGCAUGUCGCUUUUUACUAGGAUAGGGAGACGCAGGCUUAUGAUUCUCACUCUGGCUCCUGUGGUUGUCCUCUGGCUUGCAAUGGGUGUCGCAGGAUGUUUCGACUCCAAAGUCGUUCCAUGGAUUGUUGGAGUUAUCCUGAACAUCAUCUGCUUCAUCGCAGGUCUAGGGGUUUGGCCAGGGUCUUAUGUCGUUGGAGGCGAGAUUUCAUCUCUGCGCCUCCGUGCGAAGAGUCAAGGUCUCGGCUGGGCAGUUGGAGGCAUAGGCAACUUUGUCUUCAGUACUAUCACACCCUUCAUCUAUAAUGCCGACUCUGGAAAUCUUCGAUCCAAAAUUGGCUUCGUCUGGUUAGGUAUCUCUGGGCUGAGCUUUUUGGCUUUGUGGUUCCUCGUUCCGGAAACCUACGGUCGCACCCCUUAUCAGCUUGAUUUGAUGUUUGAGCAGAAACUUCCAACAAGGAAAUUCCGUCACUGGACUCCGGAUGUCAAUAGCGAGAUGGACCGCAUUGAAGUCCACGAGGAGAAGCCAUGA